AAACGAGACACGAAAUUCUUAUCAAUGGAGAGUUCUGACGUCAACAGCGGCACGAUGACUCGUGGGUCACGUGUCCAGACGCGUCUGUACAAAUGGGAGUUGCGCUGUCCGUGGUCCUGAAAAAAAUCACGCUCCGCAUUCAUCUCUCAACAAGACGGAUCGAAGUGUGUUUCAAAUAAUUCUUGUGGGAAGCAAACUUACUUUAACUCAAGUUUUAAAUGAACUUAAGGAUAGCGGUUGUUUCCAAACCUCAUCCAAGAAGCACAAGGUUUUGAGUUCCAGCUAAUUUGUUCGGGAAAUCAGGUGCUCCCCUCUCCCCCAUCCUGUCCUCUCUGCAUGGUCAUGUUCUGCUGUUGCUACCCCUCCAGCACCUCAGCUCUCCUGUUAUUCCUCCUCAGCCUCACCCCCCUGCUGGCCCUGGCUGGCCCUGCACUUCAGCAGAGAUCUUCAGUCAGCAGCAGCAUCAAUGAGGCUCUCAACUUGGCAAAAGAGGACCCGGGGGCAGCAGAAGGAGCUGCUUGGACACAUAGGAAAGUGGACAGCCUGCUCCAGAAACCCUUGGGACAGGAACAUGUCUCAGAUAUGGACUCUGCCCGUUCUCUAGCCUUGGUUCUGCUUGAGGCUCUUGACCACCCAGUUAGAGAGAAGAUGACCCAGGGGGAUUCUGAAGAAGGACUCGCGAUAGAGGCAAUGAGGAAACAGGGAGACCUUGAGCUGGACACAGAGAAAUCGGCAGAGGUAGUACAGCAAAGGGAGGAAAAUUGGGGACAAGAAAAGCCAAACGAUGAAAGUGAGAGUGUGAAGGAGGACGAAGUGAAUACGGUUGAAGGAACGGACGGGCAGAGUCAGUCUAACGUGGCCAACCCCCUCCAGCGCAAAACCAGGGGCUAUUUUCAAAACAUUGACCUUGGGCUGCAAGACAAUGAGAUCCUCCCGCCUCUAAAAGGCUAUAAAGCCUAUAACCAGCAACUGGCCCAUGCGACCAAGAAGCUUAAGUGGCAGGAGGAGCGAACGAGAAACCCAUCUCAACUUGAAAGAAACUUCAUGGAUGAUUUCGAUUUUGUGGAAGAAGAGGAGGAGAUUCUGACCCGCAAGGAGGAGGAGGCACGGGCACAGGCAGAGCAGGAGGAGGUGAGGCGGCAGGAAGCCGAGGCACAGGAAGCGCGUGAGGAGGAGCAGAGAUUGGCAGACAUCGCCUCUGACAUGCUUCUGGAGUACAUGGGCAGGAAGCCGAAAACAUCGUCCUACAUGAGCGACAUGAAGGUGGCGGCUCUUCUAAACAACGUGGCUGAGGACAAGCGCUCAAACGAGGUGGAGGAUAAUGACGACGAUGAUGAGAUGGAUCCCCAGACCAUCGACAAGUUGAUCGAGAUUUCCAGCAAGCUGCACUUGCCUGCCGACGAUGUGGUCGAAAUAAUCAGCGACGUUCAGGAGAAGAAGAAAAAGAGGAAGGAUUUACCCCCGAGCAACACCCCUCGUUUCCGCCCUCUAGUUCCUCUUAAAGCCAAGCCGAGGCCUCAGGCAUAUCAGUAUCCUAAGUCACCUAAGAAAUCCUCUUAUACUGUCGAUCCAUAUAAGAAAUGGUACAAGGAGAAAAACAAAGGCAAGCUCAGCAAGCAGGACUACUGGUUUAAGCCGCAGAAGCAGUUUCUGGCCUAUCCCUCGUUCCCCUAUUAUCAGAAGCCAUAUCGAGCCUAUUACCCGGUCUUCUUUCCACCCCCCAAGCCACGGUUCUAUACAAAUCCCGCUCUGUCAUUUGACUACAACUUUGGGGGCUCCAUGGGGUAUGGUCUGAAGCCUCCAAGCCGUAGGUACAGAGACAGGCCCAAGGCAAGGGACUGGAAAUGGGCACAAGCCCCGCAACGCUCCCAGAACCCCUACCCACAACCAGACACUGUCAUACCUAAUUACAUUCUCCCCCAUCCCCGAACUUACCAGGCUCUCCCCAUGCCCAAACCACGUUCUCCUCAGGGUGGGAGACCACCUUCUUACAUCUACCCACCAGACUAUGUGUACGAUGAGCCAGAGUCUCCACAGGAGAGCGAUGAAGAACUGGAGAACUUCAUUGAGAAGAUUUAUUACAACCGUAGGUUAUUUUAGUCAGCUGGGAGUUCAGGAUGUUCUAAAGCGAUGAAACUAGCGAUGAAAGAGUGAGGAGAAAAAGCUGACAGGGAGUUUGAGCGACAGGGCUAUGAAAAGACAGUUAGGUGUUUCUUCUCCACUCUUGUGUUUUGAUACAUUCCAAAUCAGGAACGGAAGAGAUGGUGCUGCUUUAUCAGAACCUCUCUGCGUGCACUUAUUUGGUUUCUCUCGCAGUUUACAUUUUAAUUUGGUGAGAGAAUACACAGGUGAAUUUGUAAGGUUUCAUUCAGGUAUGUUUUUGAUUCUCUUGCAUGUGGGGAAAAAAAAGAUAAAACAAAAAGAAACCAAAAACAAGCAGAGAAAAUGGUCAAAGAAAACAUUUUGGUGCCAAUUGCAAGAGACCCAUGUUUAUACAAAGAUUUAUUUUCUUUAGGAAACACUUGAUUAAUUGAAAAGCAAAGCUUGGGGUUGCAUUCUUGAUACUGCAGGGCACAGUAAUAAUUGCUAUGGCACUAGUUACACAAACAAGUAACUGUCAAAUUAUUACAGGCUUUUCCUGAGGGUCUGUUUGAUUGUUUUGAUCAAUGUUCCUAUUGCCUUAAUACUGAUCACUGUUUUCGCUCAUCCAUGUGCAUGCAGGUCUUGCACCACUAAAAAAACAAAAAAAAAUUCUGUCACGCACGCUGUAAACAAUGCUUGAAACUAAAUCUUCCAUUUUAUUCACAGAAAUGCAAAAUGAUGAAUAUCUUUGCUAGGUCGGUGCCCUGUCAAUCUGCUUGGUGGAAUACCUGUACACAUGUGAUUUACUGUAAACUUAGCAUCUUGCCAAAAUUUCAAGCAAAUUAAAAAUAAAUGCCCCUGUUGCUAUGGGUUAUCUCCAAUGUUCAACCACUGAGUACAGGAUCUUUGUCUUGAGAGCCAACAGAACGCUGUAUAGUAAUGUUUGUUCCUAAAAAAAGUUUAAAAAUGUCUGAAGUUGGUGAGGAAUACUCUAAGAGUGAACAGUUUGCACGUCUAUCUGUAUUUGCAUCUUAAAAAAAAAAAAAAAAAAAAAAAGACACAUUUGGGGAAAAUCUCCUUGAUCAAACUGUGAUUAUUUUAAAAAAAGAAAUAAAAAGAAGAAGAAAAAAAAGAAAGACAACUCUAAUUACUAUAGCAAGUGUUUUCAUCAGUGAACUGUCUUGUGAAAGGAAUUUGUUGUUGUCAACUUCCCGAUUGUAAGUUGUACAGUGUCAAAUAAACAAGUGUGUGUGCAAUGUGUAAAUAA
Molecule: messenger RNA, 3349 nt
Organism: Carassius gibelio (silver crucian carp)
Lineage: Eukaryota; Metazoa; Chordata; Actinopteri; Cypriniformes; Cyprinidae
Exons: 2
Coding region: 337-2100 (587 amino acids)
Molecular function (GO): neuropeptide hormone activity
Source: RefSeq, a predicted model, not a curated record